AUGGCGGACCAAAACGAUGUCGAUCUCGACUCCAUCAUCGACCGCCUGCUCGAAGUGCGUGGCAGUCGCCCCGGCAAACAAGUGCAGCUGCUCGAGACGGAGAUAAGAUACUUGUGCACCAAGGCUCGCGAGAUCUUCAUCUCCCAGCCCAUCCUCCUCGAGCUGGAGGCUCCAAUCAAGAUCUGUGGCGACAUCCACGGCCAAUACUACGAUCUCCUCCGUCUGUUCGAGUACGGAGGCUUCCCGCCCGAAGCCAACUACCUCUUCCUCGGAGACUACGUCGACCGUGGCAAGCAGUCGUUGGAGACCAUCUGCCUGCUGCUGGCGUACAAGAUCAAGUACCCGGAGAACUUCUUCAUCCUGCGCGGCAACCACGAGUGUGCCUCGAUCAACCGCAUCUACGGCUUCUACGAUGAGUGCAAGCGACGCUACAACAUCAAACUAUGGAAGACUUUUACGGAUUGCUUCAACUGCUUGCCCAUUGCUGCCAUAAUCGACGAGAAGAUCUUCACCAUGCACGGUGGCUUGAGCCCCGACCUGAACUCCAUGGAGCAGAUCCGCCGCGUGAUGCGGCCCACUGACAUCCCGGAUUGCGGCUUGCUCUGCGAUUUGCUCUGGUCCGACCCCGACAAAGACAUCACGGGAUGGAGCGAGAACGAUCGCGGCGUCUCCUUCACAUUCGGCCCGGACGUUGUCUCGCGCUUCUUGCAAAAACACGACAUGGACUUGAUAUGCCGUGCGCAUCAAGUGGUCGAGGACGGGUACGAGUUCUUCUCCAAGCGUCAGCUGGUCACGCUGUUCUCCGCCCCCAACUACUGCGGCGAAUUCGACAAUGCGGGCGCCAUGAUGAGCGUGGACGAGUCCCUGCUGUGCUCCUUCCAGAUCCUCAAGCCGGCGGAAAAGAAGCAGAAGUGA
This is a messenger RNA of Neohortaea acidophila, 915 nucleotides long. Its product is annotated as serine/threonine-protein phosphatase PP1, variant 2. Gene Ontology annotation, molecular function: protein serine/threonine phosphatase activity. The transcript is spliced from 3 exons. Gene Ontology annotation, cellular component: cytoplasm; nucleus. Lineage: Eukaryota; Fungi; Ascomycota; Dothideomycetes; Mycosphaerellales; Teratosphaeriaceae. The record is from RefSeq and is a predicted model, not a curated record. Bases 1 to 915 code for a protein of 304 amino acids.